AUGAAAUAUUUAAUUGCAAUUUUAUUAGCUUUGUUAGCUAUUAGUGUUACUUCUGCAAAUUUCCAAUGUGGUAAAUAUGCUUGUUUACCAGGUCACUCAUGUAUUUGUGAUAAUGGUAUUUUCAAAUGUGUUUAUGUUUGUGAAGAAUUAACAAUUGUUCAAACUGUAACUGAACGUUGGGUUGACGGUGCUGAUGGUCCAAGUGUUAAAGUUGAUGUUGAAGUUAUUAAUCAUACUCAUCGUACAAUUAAAGAUAUUGUUAUUGCAACUGAUGCUAAGUUAAAUGCUGGUCAAAUUUGGGGUGCUCAAUUAAAUGGUUUCUAUAUUAAUAUGGCUAGUUAUGUUUCAAUUGCUCCUGGUAAAAGUUAUCACUUUGGUUAUAUCAACAAAGGUGAUCAUGCUGCUCGUCUCUGGGUUCAAAAUAUUUUUAUCUCGGCAUAG
Messenger RNA from Dictyostelium discoideum AX4, 441 nucleotides. RefSeq lists its product as hypothetical. Gene Ontology annotation, molecular function: carbohydrate binding. The transcript has a single exon. Lineage: Eukaryota; Evosea; Eumycetozoa; Dictyosteliales; Dictyosteliaceae. The record is from RefSeq and is a predicted model, not a curated record. Bases 1 to 441 code for a protein of 146 amino acids.